This is a messenger RNA of Tachysurus vachellii, 2836 nucleotides long. It is a transcript of the gene gprin3b, whose product is annotated as GPRIN family member 3b. The record is from RefSeq and is a predicted model, not a curated record. The transcript has 2 exons. The coding region runs from base 172 to 2379 and encodes 735 amino acids. Gene Ontology annotation, biological process: neuron projection development. NCBI's taxonomy places the organism in Eukaryota, Metazoa, Chordata, Actinopteri, Siluriformes, Bagridae. Gene Ontology annotation, cellular component: plasma membrane.
GGCUGAAACCCUUCCAUUGAUAUUCAUCCCGGUGUCCUAUAUAUGAGAUGAGCAGGAAAAAAAACACAGCGCAGUGUGCAAACCUGAGCAUGAUGCGAGACUGAGACAAAGACAAGAGCAGGAUAACCACCUUGGACUAACAACAAAGGAAGCAAUAAAACUGGAUUCAGAAUGGGAACUGUCCCUAACCCAAAAAGGACGGUUACUGUUCAAAUGGUACCUCGACUAUCUGGUACGGAUACUUUGGGUAACAAGGACACAAACGCAAUCUGUCUCCAAAAUUCAGGUUUAAACCUGACAAAGGAUUGCGCUUCUACCCAAAAAAACAAACCAGACCAGGAUAAUAUGCAACAUAAAUCUGCAAUUACAGGGCAACUAUUGGAAGGGACAUCCAACUCUCCUGCUUUUCAUAGUGAGGAUCAGCAAAAACACGAUGCCCAGGAACCUCAUGAAAACCCCAAGAUGGAAACCGGCAAUGUAAAUUCAAAGUUGUUACCAACUGUUGCUGCCAAAAGCAAGGAUGUUUGCUCAAGUAGUCCAUUAUGUGUAGAAAUGCUUCCACAAGAUGACAAGGGGAUAAAUGGCACUCAUGCUGAAGAAGGGAUCAAGGAAGAGCAGAGUGAGGAGAAACUACAGAGUAGAGCAUCGGCAUCCGAGGAACCCACAACUCAAAGUCAAAAGCCAUGUCACACAUGUGAUCCUAAGCUCACAGACUUACCUUUAAGCAACAGGAAUGCAAACAAGGACCAAUUACAUGAACUCAAUGAAACAAGCUGCACCAGAAGCUCAGAUCUAGCUCCGAUCACCAGCAUGGAUGAGAGGAAUCAGCAACAUCGAGAAUCAACUAGGAAACUGCAAGGAGGGACUUGCCCUCAAGGCCUUACCACAGAGGUUUCCAAAUCAGUUUCUAAACCAGCAGAGACCUCUCAGCCAGCAAACAGCAAAGAGAAACCUGAGGAAGAUCUUACUAUAUUACAAGCAAACAAAAUUCAGACCACACCUCUUAAAGAAAAAACAUCCUUCCCCAAAUCUGAAUAUGGUACAAAUGAUCCCAAUUCCCACCAAACUGUUACAAUAAACAGCAGUUCUCAGCAUUCCGCAGACAUCUCUUUAAGUCAGUCAUUUCAUGCUGAAGUGACUGAUGAGGCAGUUCAAACACUAAGCUCAGCUUCGGAGGAUAAUAAGGUUAAACACUGUAAACUGUACCGCGAGGCUUCCACCAUGACAUCAGCAGCAGACUGUGGCACCUCACCCUGCAAACAUCACCAGGAUGUAGAGGUGCAGGCUGUAGCCUUAGUCUGCACUCGAGCAGUUGAAACAAGUCCCAGCCUUUUUCAACACCAACCCAAACGGGUGUCUAUUUGCACUCAAAUGGAACAAAUGGAGACCCUUGCAAUGGUAUACCAUAAGGAGAGUGCAGAGGCACCGAUUACACUGGAAAUGUCUGGUAGUUCAUGUGGCCCAUCUAUCACAACCUUGUCAGAGGUACUUCCUCAUUCUGGAGUUUUGGUGCACACAGAUGGCGUUCUACAACAUGAGACCAGGCUUGGAGCCAAGCCCAAAGAGCCUGGGCCACCAGUUUACAAAGCCCCAAAAGGAUAUUCACCUCUUCAACCAGUUUAUCAGAUCAAUAUUGAGACAUGCAAUCAAAAUAAGCUAUCAACUGAAGGUAGUUGUCAAAGUCAGAGCUGCAGUGACUCACCUGAGCCUUCUGUUUCAAAUUUUAUGAAACAGGACUCCAAGGAGAAGGGCUUUGGUGAGAGUUCGACCAAAGCAACUGAUCAGGCCUGUCAAGCUCUGUCUGUAACAAGUACUCAGUCAGAACAACCUGCCAGACCUCCUGCUGCUAAAUCCCCUAUUUCACAGUCAAAGUCAUCUCCACAUGUGGUCAGUCCUUACACAGCAGCUAAUGAGACUAACAAAGAGGCUUCUGCCCCACCAUCAAGCUCUACUGUAGAGGGCAAAAAAAAGAGAGAGCAGCUCGUGAACAAAUCCAUAGCCAAGUCUGCAACGCAAGAUUCCAAGUUCAAGCCAGAAAGGGAUAAGGAGGAUGAGAAGGCAGCCAAGACAAACAAGAAAAGUGUUCAUGAUGUGGUGUGGGAUGAUCAGGGCAUGACAUGGGAGGUCUACGGCGCCUCGUUGGAUCCAGAGUCACUCGGUUUCGCUAUCCAGAGUCACCUCCAGUGCAAAAUCAAAGAGCAUGAGAAGAAGAUCAUGACUCAGACAACACUCAGGAAAUCCAUGUCAGGUGCAGCGUCUGAUUCACCAUCAGACAGGAAGAUCAAGCGAAGGCAAGCUAAUGUCUUCAGGUCUAUGUUCCAAAACGUCAGACGGCCCAACUGUUGCGUACGUCCACCCCCAUCGGCAGUGCUGGAGUGAGUAAGAACCGCUGAGUAAUCAUGGUCCAAUGUUUGCCUGGUACAGAAUCUUCCUUAAGGGUUUCUAGUGCAAAGCAUGACAGGACUAUUCCCAGUUCAUGAGGCAGAAUGUGUGACAUUUAAAAAAAAUGGUGAGUGUGUAAGUGAAGGCAGUAAACAGUAUUAUUAAAGGAAGUAUUUUAAAAAAAUAAAAGAAUAUGCCAAUAGUAAAAAGAGUAUUUAAAGUGAAAUAGCAAUAACGAUAACUUAUAAUAUAAUAAAGCUAAUGGAACAUAGUUAGUUAUAUGCAUGUAUAUUGGUUUAGAUGGCUGUCUAUUAACAUCCCAGUGUGGGAUCUACAGAUAUACAUUGCACUGAAUAUCAGAUAAGCUUACUACUGCUACUUUUUACAAAACCUUGUGCAGUUGAAUUUAAAAUCUUAUUGUACUAUACGUUUGGUAAAUGAUUGUUUUGCAUUU